UACAAAAAUGCAUAUUUCAUAUAAAUUUGGAUUAUUUUUAAUAUUUAUUAUAAGUUUAAGUUUCUGUCACACAAGGGCCGCUCCUGCCCAAAAUCAAACAUCACCCACAAAUCAGGAUGAAUAUCCCGAUGAUGAUUAUGAUGACUAUUAUGAUGAUGGUGAAUAUGAAGCCAAACAGGCGGCAGCCACUGACGCACAAUCACGAGCAGCCACAGCUCCAUCUACUGCCUCAUCCACAGCUGUGAAUUUGGCCAAUUCUCUGCUAAGUUUAUUUAGUGGAGGUGAUAGGGGAGAUCAUCCCCCGCAACGCAGCAAUCAUGUGGUGGAACCCGUCUGCCCCAAAUCCUGUCUCUGCCUGGAAGAUUUCAAAUAUAUUGAUUGUUCCAAUGGCCGCCUAACCGAAGUACCCCAUGACCUACCAAAUACUGCUGUUAUUUUAGAUUUAAGCCAUAAUCGUAUUAAGGAAAUUAAGACAAGCGAUUUCGCACAUCGCCUAAAAUUGCAAGAGAUUAAUUUAAGCAAUAAUUUAAUAGAGAAUGUUACAGAGGAGAUGUUCGAGGACUUGCCUCACUUACAACGUUUACGUUUAUCCUCCAAUCGCCUAAGCGAAUUGGAUCCCGAUACAUUCCGUGGUGCCAGCGAUUUAAGUUUAUUGGAUUUAAGUAAUAAUCCCAUUAAACUACCCGUCGACGCAUCAUUUCUAAAUCAACCAUCUCUGUUGGAAUUGAAUUGCCGCAAUUGUUCAUGGUCGGAACUGUAUGAGGAUACAUUUAAAAAUACACCACAUUUGACGGCACUGCGUAUAGAUAAUAAUGAUUUUAAUAAGAAAAUCAAUACCAGAGCCUUUACACCGCUGAAAAGUCUAAUCAAGCUGCGGGUACCAGAAUUGGAUCAGCAAAGUACCGAGGAACUGUGUAACCUGCUGAAAUUCAUUGACAACAUUAGUUUUAAGCGUUUCGAAGUUAGCUGCUAUGAAUUGGUGCUGGGAGCAUCAUAUAAUGAGAGUAUAAUUGUGGUCACAGAUCCGCCAUACAAACAGCCGACAUCGUUGGGGGAAAUUGAAACGACCAGUGCAACGGUGGUGGUGGAAACAGAAACAACGGCUGGUAAUAGUAUAAAAACUGCAACGACAACAACUGCAGCAGCCGCUGCUGGAACGGAUAUCAAGACCAUGUCUUCCUCCUCAACAACACUUACACCCGAUAUAUUGCUGGAGCAAAAUGAAACAGAUGUGAUAAAGGCCUCAGUGGGUUUGUCGGGUAAUGAAGCAGCCAAGACAGUAGAUGCCAAAGGUGAAGGUGGAGAAGAAGAGCCGUAUAAGGUGCCCAUAUCACAGGAGGCCAUUAAUCAAAUGUUAAUUGGACUCAUGAUAAUAUCCGUCAUUGGCAUUAUCAUUGGUGUUUUGUGCCGCAAAGAUGUUUGGGGCAUGAAAACGAAAUGUUGCCGCACCAAAAAACCCGAAGAAAACAAAACCAUGGAAAGCAAUGGCCAAGCUCCCGAAGAGAUACCCUUGAAUAAAAUAUCUUAA
Musca vetustissima is the source of this 1528-nucleotide messenger RNA. Its product is annotated as toll-like receptor 3. The transcript has 7 exons. Bases 8 to 1528 code for a protein of 506 amino acids. The record is from RefSeq and is a predicted model, not a curated record. Gene Ontology annotation, cellular component: extracellular matrix. Gene Ontology annotation, molecular function: protein binding. NCBI's taxonomy places the organism in Eukaryota, Metazoa, Arthropoda, Insecta, Diptera, Muscidae.